AAGCGUAAGGCAAGACAGAGCACUCCCGAUCCCCUCUCCGCAUCCGACGGCCUAGUGUCUUCCCUAGCCAACCUCUCUCCAUCUCAGCCGUCCAUCGGCUGAAUCCCGCUCCCCUUUAUUUAUUCCUCCCAUCAAUAAUUAAUUUAGUGUUAUAAUGUCCGUCCCCCCUGGCCGAGGCGUUGUUGUGUUGUUGAGUUCUAAGUUCGCAAAUCCCCCACGCCUCACCCUUUCUUCUAUUCCUCUCUCUCUCCGGUCGUCGCAUUGCCGGCAUUGCGAUCGCCGGCCGGCCUGCGGGGCAAUGAUGAUGAGGAGGGUGGCGGCGUCGCUGGUGCCGCCGUGGCUGGAGCCCCUACUCACCACCCCCUUCUUCGCCGCCUGCCGUUCCCAUUCAGACGCCGCCCGCAGCGAAUGCAACAUGUACUGCCUCGAUUGCUCCACCUCCUCCGGCGGCGCCGCCGCCGCUUUCUGCUUCUACUGCCGCACCGACCGCCACUCCGGCCACCGGGUCAUCCAGAUAAGGCGGUCAUCGUACCACGACGUGGUGCGGGUAGCGGAGAUCCAGAAGGUUCUGGACAUCACCGGGGUGCAGACGUACGUGAUCAACAGCGCGCGCGUGAUCUUCCUCAACGAGCGUCCCCAGCCGCGUGCCAGCUCCAAGGCCGCCGCCUCCCCCCACACGUGCGAGAUCUGCGCCCGCUCCCUCCUGGACCCCUUCCGCUUCUGCUCCCUCGGCUGCAAGUUGGUGGGGAUCAAGAGGAACGGGGACGCGAGCUUCGUGCUGACGGGGGGCGGGGAGAACGAUGAGGAGGCGCGAGAUAGCGGGAUGGCGGCGGAGGAUACCACGCGGUUACCUGACCGCGGAGAGGGAUCGCGUGAGGUGGCGAGGCACAGCAUCGGACUCCCCGCGCCUUCUUCUUCUUCGUCUUCGUCGUCUUCUUCUUUCCCCAGCUCGAGGAGGCGAAAAGGAAUUCCCCACCGCGCCCCUUUUGGCUCCUGACAGCGAAAAAGGUUCCAAGAUUUCUCCUCUCCCUUACCGUCCAUACAGGGGAAAAAUAAAUAUAUAAAAAAAAAGGUAAGGUUGGUUAUAUUUGAUUAACAAUGUAAGUUGAGUUACGGAAUGGGAUGGAUGAUUUGAUUCUAUUUUUAUACUAUUCUCUCUUGUGGUUCCAUGAGAAGGAACUAGUGAAUGAAUGAAUGAAGGAAUGAAUAAAGAUUGGAGGGGAUUGUGGGGCCUCUAAGCCGUGUGGUGUGGUGUCAAAUUGGAAUAAAUAUGGUUGGGGUCCAGCAUAGCUCAAAACCACCACAUGGAUGGUGAUUGGGUUGAGGGUGGGGCUCCUAAGCUCUCAUUUCAGCACCCUAGCCCUUUGUCAACUUUAUGGGUUGUUGAUUGGGUUUGGAGAAACCCAUGCUUCCUUGGGGCCCUCUCCCCAACGAUAAUUCCAUGCGGCAUCACCUCAUCACCCACUCAACUUUCCAUCCGACGUGGCAGGAGGGGAUACGUUCAUAGAGCGACGCAUCCGUGACAUUGGAUGGGUGACCUGGCGGGUGAUGUCCUGGUGCUGCUUUUGCGUAUUUUCCGUCCUCGAUUCCUCCUUCUAUGUUAAAUUUAUGAACUGGCUUGUGGAAGGUUGGUACCCCUUUUCAAGGACCACUGUGGGACCUUGGGGAAAAGAGGAGGAAAUGGGGAGGAUCAAUGCAACGUGGGUGCUAAACAAAAUGGUGAUGGUCGCUUUUGGUGUUUCCCAUGGGGUAUUCUAGUUCUAUUGCUUGUCCUUGAAAUGCGUCUUUUUGCCCUCUACGACAAGGUUACGGCACUGUUAAGGCUGUUAGAUGUCCAUCAAUCAGAGCUAAGAUUCUUCCA
This is a messenger RNA of Elaeis guineensis (African oil palm), 1861 nucleotides long. RefSeq lists its product as uncharacterized. Lineage: Eukaryota; Viridiplantae; Streptophyta; Magnoliopsida; Arecales; Arecaceae. The record is from RefSeq and is a predicted model, not a curated record.